This is a messenger RNA of Geodia barretti, 1611 nucleotides long. NCBI's taxonomy places the organism in Eukaryota, Metazoa, Porifera, Demospongiae, Tetractinellida, Geodiidae. The record is from the annotation of a GenBank genome assembly.
AUGCCGAUCUUCCAGGAUCUUCCAGCCCAACAACAGUCUGAGUUGCUGGCCGAAGCGCAGGCGCUGGAAUCGGAGGCAGCGGAAGCCAACGCGGCCGGCCGCGCGUCCAGCAAGGUGUGGCCCGAGACGGUGUUCCGGCUGGAUAAUGGGGGACUGGCGUUCUUCAGCCAAUUGGGCGUGGUGCGCCGGCCCGACCUGACGCAGUACUUCGUCGAAGGGUUCACCCGCAAUCGGGACGCCCUAGCGUUCUCGGAGGAUAACCAGCGACUGUUCACCGAGGUAUUUGACCGAGUUUGCGAGAAGAUGGAGGCCCACUUCGCCAGCGGAGAGGGCAUCGUGCAGACCGACCGGCAGAUUUGCGACGCGCCAGGUCGGUCUUUUCAUGCGCGGCAACUGCUGUUCGGGACACGAUACAUGCAGGCGCCCUACAUGUGGCGCAGGCUCACCUUCGACCUGCCCCAAGAGCAGUGGCAGGAAGCGCCGGACAUCCUGGAGGUGUCGGUGCCCCACUGGAUGGACGACCUGGGACUGGAGGACGAUCUGAAAACCCAGUUGCGGGAGGCUGGCAUCACGCAACUGGUGUUCAAGGCGCCCACGCGCGGUCUCUCGCUGCACUUCGGGUUUGACUACGUGGGCGAGCACAAGAUGGGGCCGCUGUCCAUCGCCAUGCACCAGGUUAAGCAGAAAAACGGCCUGGCAGUACAGGCGGCGCUGAGCAUGGCGCGCGUGCGCAAGCUGGACGGGGACAUAUCCAAUACGGCGCUGGUUACCGUGGGUCCGUCGCUGCACGGCAAGAGCACGCUGACGAUCAUGGUGGAGCUGGCUAACAGCGAGUUGGCCGGAGUGCUGGAGCUGAAAACCGACCCCGAGGAAGGGGUCUACCCGAUGAACGACGACAUCGUGCUGCUGCAACCGCUGGAUGAUCCCGUCCCGAGCAACCGGGGCGGGCGGCGCGCGAUGAUCUCCCACGCCAUCGACGGCACCGAGAACAACUUCUACGCCGUGCCCUUCGGCCUGACGCGGGAUGACGAUCCCAUCACCUAUGACGUGUUGCGGGGUGCGCCGGGGGUCACUUCCCCCGACGAGACGCUGGAAAACGUGCCGGUUCACGUGGACAGCCAGGAACCCAACUACCUGGAAAACCCGGUCCGCAACAUGCGGAUGAUCCUGUCGCGGCGCGGCCUUUUGCAGCGCAAGGGCGCGGCGGGAAUCAUUUCGAAGAUCACCGGUGGCCGGUUGAACGAUUCCGUGCACGUGCCCAUGGAAAACACGGACCGGGUGUUCUGGCAGGAGGUGAUGCGGCAGAACACCGUGAUACCGCCGCUGCGCCGGCUGAGCCUGGAGCAGUACAUCCGGGUGCUGAUGUACGGCGAGGCGGUGCAGAUGGGAGCGGCGAUCGGCGCCAUCGGCCGGCCGUACGUCGAGUAUUUCUCGGACCCGUUCAUCAUCGGCCUGGAGGAUGAGAACGCCAACCUGUUGUACCACGUGCUGCAGCAGUUGGCCUGGGGCGGCAUGCCCCAGGAGUAUUACGCCUUCAACACCGGCGGCGUGGGCGCGGACAGCAACGAGGAGGCAUCCGGUUCACGUUACCGGAAGAUCCCCGAGAGCUGA